This is a messenger RNA of Entamoeba dispar SAW760, 654 nucleotides long. RefSeq lists its product as uncharacterized. Bases 1 to 654 code for a protein of 217 amino acids. The transcript has a single exon. Gene Ontology annotation, biological process: lipid metabolic process. Lineage: Eukaryota; Evosea; Mastigamoebida; Endamoebidae. The record is from RefSeq and is a predicted model, not a curated record.
AUGGGUGGGUUUGUCUCUUACAAAUUAUUUGAUUACCUUGGAAAAGAAUUUUGUGAUAAGUACAUUCAAAAAUGGAUUGCAAUUUCUGCUCCAUUUAUUGGAACAGGAGUAGUUCCAAAGCAAAUGACAGUUGGAGAAAAUUUAGGACUUCCAAUUAAAGCAGAAUAUGCACGAGAUCUUUCUAGAUCAAUUGAAUCAGUGUUAGCGUUAUCUCCAAAUGAAGAAAAAUGGAAUGAUGAUAUUCUUGUUAGAAUUAAAAGUAAUGGAAAAACUUAUACUGCUAAACAACUGAGGGAGUUAUACAAACAAAUUCCAGAAUUAAAAGACAAAACUGAUUUUAUUUUAGAUACUGAAAUAACAUCAUUAUAUAAGAAAUGGAAUUGGACUAUUCCAAAUGGAGUUAAAAUGGAUUGUGUUUAUUCUCAUGGUAAAGAAACUCCUUAUUCUAUAGAAUUUAAUACUGAUGAUUUAACAAAAGAUUAUACUGUUAAUUAUUCUGAUGGUGAUAAUUUGGUUAAUAUUAAUUCAUUAGAAUCAUGUAAAAUAUUUACUGAUUCUGUAACUAACCUUGGUAAACAUGGGCAUUUAUUAAUUUUAAAUUCUAAUGAUAUUUGGAAUUAUAUUAAACCUAAAGUAUGUGGUAACUAUGAUUAA